Molecule: messenger RNA, 2130 nt
Organism: Dunckerocampus dactyliophorus (ringed pipefish)
Lineage: Eukaryota; Metazoa; Chordata; Actinopteri; Syngnathiformes; Syngnathidae
Product: 5,6-dihydroxyindole-2-carboxylic acid oxidase-like
Exons: 7
Coding region: 53-1621 (522 amino acids)
Biological process (GO): melanocyte differentiation; melanosome organization
Cellular component (GO): melanosome
Molecular function (GO): oxidoreductase activity
Source: RefSeq, a predicted model, not a curated record
UUGAGGCCGAGUGUGCUUCGGAGAAGGGUGUUCAAUCAGUUAUUUGGACACAAUGUGGCAGCGCUGCUUACUGGUCCUGGUGGGCUCCCUUCUAAUGGUGGGGGCCCAGUUCCCCAGAGAGUGUGUGACGCCCGAGGGGCUCCUGAGCGGAGAGUGUUGCCCAUCCCCGUCAGGCCUGGGCGACGACCGAUGCGGCUCCACAGAGGGCCGAGGUCAGUGCGUGUCGGUAGCGGUGGACGCAAGGCCCCACGGCCCCCAGUACCCGCAUGACGGACGAGAUGACCGGGAGCGGUGGCCAGCGCGGUUCUUCAGUCGGACGUGUCAGUGCAACGGCAACUUUGGUGGUUUUAACUGCGGUCGGUGCAGGCAUGGAUGGAUCGGAACCAACUGUGACCAGAGGGUGUCUGUUGUGAGGAGAAACAUAAUGCAACUCAGCGCCCAGGAGAAGCUGGCCUUCGUGAACGCCUUGGACCGGGCCAAGCGCACCGUGCAUCCUGACUUGGUGAUCGCCACCCGCCGCUAUGCAGAGAUUUUCGGCCCAGAUGGCAACACAACGCAGUUCGAGAACAUCACCAUCUAUAACUACUUUGUGUGGAGUCAUUACUACUCUGUCAGCAAGACCUUCCUGGGGGCUGGACAGCCCAGUUUUGGAGGGGUGGAUUUCUCCCAUGAGGGUCCUGGUUUUGUCACCUGGCAUCGGUACCACCUAAUCCAGCUCGAGCAAGACAUGCAGGACAUGCUGCAGGACCCCACGUUCGCCCUGCCCUACUGGAACUUCGCCAUCGGGGGCAACACAUGUGACAUUUGCACAGACGAUCUCAUGGGAGCCCGGAGCAGCUUUGACGUCAACUCACUCAGCCCCAACUCCAUCUUCUCGCAGUGGAGGGUCAUCUGUGAGAGCGUGGAUGACUACGACACGCUGGGAACCAUUUGCAACAGCACUGAGACGUCACCGAUAAGACGGAACCCUGCAGGGAACGUGAACAGACCCAUGGUCCAACGUCUACCCGAGCCUCAGGAUGUAGCUGACUGCCUGCAAGUGGAUGCUUUUGACACACCGCCAUACUACUCCACAUCCUCUGAAAGCUUCAGAAACACAAUAGAAGGCUACAGCGCUCCCCAGGGGAACUAUGAUCCCGUGGUGAGGAGCCUCCACAACCUGGCUCACCUCUUCCUGAACGGCACUGGGGGACAGACCCACCUUUCUCCCAACGACCCAAUCUUUGUGUUGCUGCACACCUACACAGACGCUAUAUUCGAUGAGUGGCUGCGAAGGCAUAACCCAGGGUCGACUGUGUAUCCUGAAGAAAACGCCCCUAUUGGUCACAACAGGGGAUACAAUAUGGUGCCUUUUUGGCCCCCGGUUAGCAAUGCUGAGAUGUUUGUAACUGCCCCUGAAAAUCUGGGUUACUCUUAUGAAGUUGAAUGGCCAGGUCAAACGUUCACUCUGAUUGAAAUCAUCACAAUGUGCGUCAUCGCCGCCCUCCUCGUCGUCGCUACCAUCUUUGUCGCCACCACCUGUGCCGUGCGUUCCCGCGCGUCCAAGGCAGAGGGCCGCCAGCCGCUCCUUGAGGACCAGUACCAGCGCUAUGGGGACGACAAAGGCCAAUCUGUUGUCUAAUAUAGAGUAUAAUAUAAUAAUGUCUUAUUGUUGUUUUGUUUUUUCACCAAAUGUGCCUCUUCAAUACAGCACAGCUUAUUUAUAUACUGAAUGGAGAGAUAUUUGGGUUAGAAGUUGAUUGUUUUUGAAUGUUUACGACAGUUUAAACCAAUAAGAUCAUGCAGGUUUGCAAAGACUGCAAAACCUAUUUUGGAGCAAAUAAUAUUCCUAUAAAAAUAAAUACAAUUUUGUACAACAAUAUUAUAAUAUUAUACAACUACAAUGCUCUUAACACGUGAAAAGACAACUGGUUCACCCUAUAAUUUAUGCCACCACGCAUAUUUUGUGUCAAAAACUGUCAAAAAAAUUGUAAUUGCACCGUUUGCCCAUUGGGUGGCACUGCAAACCAGUUUGGCGCUGAAAAGCACGCUAAUGAGUUGUGACGCAUUCAUGGAUCCAUUUCAUAGCAAGCGAAAAACUGUCCUCGUUUAAACAUUUCUAAAAUAAAAUGUGACACAUGUUCUACUCUU